CUCUCCCCCUCCCUUAUCAUUUGUAUAAAACAAGGCUUCCAGCAGAGAUCAGUUCCUGACAAAACCCUCCUGAUUCUGUCCCUCUCACUGACUGCUGCCAUGUCGUUUGUUGCUCCUCCUGGCUAUCAGCCCAUCUAUGGCCCAAGAAUUCCCUACCUGGGGCCCAUUUGUGGAGGCCUGAGGGAAGGGGUGUCCAUCUACAUCCAGGGGUCCAUUCCUGAGGAUAUUACCAGGUUCUUUGUCAACCUGCUCUGCGGAGAGUCCGAGUCCAGCGACAUUGCCUUCCACUUCAACCCUCGAUUUGACGGCUGGGACAAGGUGGUCUUCAAUUCUUGUGAGAAUGGAUCCUGGGGGUCUGAGGAGAAGAUUCGUGAUAUGCCCUUCUGUAAAGGCCAGGCCUUUGAAAUGGUCAUCAUGGCCACUUCACAAGGCUACCAGGUCAAAGUCAAUGGGAGGGACUUUCACUCCUUCCAACACCGUGUCCCUGUGGAGAGAGUCUGUGCAAUGCAGAUCGCAGGAGAUGUUUCCAUCCAGACGAUUAAUGUCAUAGGGGGUGCUCGAGGGGGCAUAAAUAGGUAUCCUGGAGCAAUGGGAGGUGGAAUGGGAGGAGGAAUGGGAGGAGGAUAUCCAGGAUGUGGCAUGGGGGGAGGAUACCCAGGUGGCAUGGGAGGAGGCAUUGGUGGAGGAAUGGGAGGAGGAUACCCAGGUGGCAUGGGAGGAGGCAUGGGUGGAGGAAUGGGAGGAGGAUAUCCAGGAGGUGGCAUAGGGGGUGAAUAUCCAGGAGGCAUGGGAGGUGGGAUGGGGGGAGGAUUCCCUGGAUCAAACCUGCCGGGCAUGGGUGGGCAGCCAGUCUACAACCCUCCUGUGCCUUACUCCAACAUGAUCCCAGGAGGGAUGUUCCCUAAGAGGACCAUCGUCAUUAGAGGCAUGGUGCCCUAUGGAGCAGACAGAAUGAGCAUCAACUUCAAGGUGAGCAGAUCUCGGGACAUCGCCUUCCACAUAAACCCCAGGGUGAGGGAGGGGAUUGUGGUGAGAAACAGCAUGAUUGGAGGUAACUGGGGCCAGGAGGACAGAGAGCUCAGCUUAAACCCCUUCAUGGAGGGACAAUACUUUGAUAUGUCAAUUCGCUGCGGGAACCAGAGGUUUAAGGUGUUUGUCAACGGGCAGCACUUGUUGGACUUCUUCCACCGCCUGCACUCCUUCAGUGAGAUUGACAUGCUGGAGAUAGAAGGCGAUGUGCAGAUCUCUUACAUCCACUUCUGAGACCACACACACCUAUAGGAAUUAUACAUUCUGUACAUUAUUCCAUUUUUUCAUGUGUUUUUCAGUUGUUGGGUGAUCUUUCAGAGGAUAUAUCAGCCACUGUGUUGUUCUCCUGAUCUCAGGUUCUUAAACUUCCUGCUGUGUGAUCAUAAAUCUUAAUAAGAUCAUCAUCUGCUGUAUUGUUGGUUAACUGCAUCAAUAAACAUGCCACUAACACAUGA
Siniperca chuatsi (mandarin fish) is the source of this 1484-nucleotide messenger RNA. Its product is annotated as galectin-4-like. The record is from RefSeq and is a predicted model, not a curated record. The coding region runs from base 100 to 1263 and encodes 387 amino acids. Lineage: Eukaryota; Metazoa; Chordata; Actinopteri; Centrarchiformes; Sinipercidae. The transcript has 16 exons. Gene Ontology annotation, molecular function: carbohydrate binding.